This is a messenger RNA of Dracunculus medinensis (Guinea worm), 1458 nucleotides long. The record is from the annotation of a GenBank genome assembly. Lineage: Eukaryota; Metazoa; Nematoda; Chromadorea; Rhabditida; Dracunculidae.
AUGUCGAAGAAAUUUGAUCGACAAUUAGAUAAAGCGACGGAUUCAACAUUAAUUGAUCCAAACUGGGAGGCUAUUUUAGAAUGUGUUAAUUUAAUUCGAAGCGGUGAAGCACUGAAAAAUGCCGUGGCUUCAAUUCGAAAACGAUAUCAUAACGAGAAUCCUCAUGUCGCACAUCACGCUCUUUUGGUUCUCGAAGCUUGUAUGAAAAACUGUGGUUCAAAAUUUCACGCUGAAGUGGCUACGAAGGAUUUCAUGGAAGAUUUGAAAAAUUUAUCAUUGGACAGUACUCCUGAUAAGGUGAAAAACAAGAUCUUAGAAUUGUUGCAAUGCUGGGCCGUUGUGUUUAAAAAUAAGCCUGAAUAUAAAAUUGUGGUAGAUACGCAUAAUUUGAUGAAACUUGCUGGAUUUGAUUUUCCCAAAAUUUCUGAAGCAGAUGCUAUGUUUGUCGCUGAAAGUGCACCUGAAUGGGUGAAUGGUGAUGAAUGCUUUAGGUGUCGUACGGCAUUUGGUCUAAUUACUCGAAAGCAUCAUUGCCGAGCCUGUGGACAAAUUUUCUGUGAUAAAUGUAGUAGCAAGCAAAGCUACCUACCUCAGUUUGGAAUUGAGAAAGAGGUGAGGGUUUGUGAUGGUUGCUUUGAUAAAACACCUUCGGGAAAGAAGAAAUUACCUAUUGAUGCUUCAACACCAUCUAAAAACAAUUCUGUUUCUGAUCCUAAAAAAUUGGCUGAGAUUCGUGAGCGUGAACUUGAACAGGCAGAAGAAGAUGAAAUUAAUUUAGCUAUUGCUCUCAGUCAAUCGGAAGCAGAAGCCAAAGUUCUAGCUUUUAUUAUAUUGGCAAACAAUCACAGACAGGUUAGUCAUAGAAUCUAUUUACACCGUUUAAUGCAUUCGUUUUAUGUUACCAUAAUGGAUAAUCGAAUACGAUCAAACACUGCUCGAAAUCGUUCCAUUGUAAAUGAUACGGCGAUACAGUCAUUAUUCAUUCGUUUAACAGAAAUGCAUGCGCAAGUGAUGGCUCGAAUGAACAAGCUUGAAGAUCAAAGAACAUAUUUUGAGUCGCUGCAAGAUCAUUUGGCACAUAUACAAGAAGCCCGCCAAGCGGUGAACGCUCUCAGGGAAGAACAUGAACGACAAAAACAGGAGCGCGCAUUAGAAGAACAACGAAAUAGACAGCGUCAAAUGCAACAAAAAGUGGACUUAAUGAGACAAAAGAAGCAUGAAAUGCUAUUCCAUCAGCGUCAUUUAGCGCUACUUCGCUUCCAACAGCAAGAGCAAGAAAUAAAAAUGAAACGAAUGCAAAUCCAACAAAAUGCUCAACCAGUUAGACCGAAUGGCAUCUCUUCAUUCGUACAAAAUGAUACUGAACCACAACCUUUUAAUUCUACUGGUUAUUACCAAACAACCCAACCAUUUUAUGUCGAUUCUGCAAAUAAUGGUCCUUAUGUUGCUUUUUUCUAA